AUGGUCUCUGUCGUGACAGAAAAAAUAUUCCCGAGACUGCCCGACGGUGGGGGCAUCACAAUCAUCCGCCCGUCACUUCCGCUCCUCGAAGCAGGACCUUCCACUGCAACGGGUGACCCUAUAUCGGGGACAGGCGGGAACGAGAACGCGCAAGGGUCCCCCACGUCCUCCUCCUCUCCCUCCUCCGCCUCCUCCUCCCACUCGCCGCCCCUCACUCGCUCUCUCUCCUCCUUCGCCUCUCGAAGUCGCAGCAGCAGGGGGAGUGCGAGAGGGCUUGCUUCUGCUGCUGUGUGUGGUGGCGACAGCAGGAGCUUUCGACGAAGCAACGAUGAGAGGUCAAGCAAGCGGAAACAGAGCUGGAAGGAGGGCAAGGAGGAGAGUAAAGGGCAGAGUAAUGCUGCUGCUGAUGGCGCCAGCAGCAGCGGUAGCAGCAACAGCAGAGGAGGAGGAGCAGGGGAAGAUGAUUUCGCUACAUCUGAAGCUGAUGCUGGUGAUGGGAGUGGUGCUGGUGCUGGUGCUGGUGCUGGUGCUGGUGAUGGUGAUGCCCGCACGUAUGGACCACCUGAGGAAGAUUCUGCAGGUGAGGGGGGGCGAGAGGAGGCUUUUGAGGCACCUGAAACGGCUGCUGGAACCCGCACAUAUGGACCACCUCAGGAAGAUUCUGCAGAUACCAGCAGCUCUGUGGUUCCGCGCCUCCCAAAUCCACCAAACCGCCAUCACCCCCCUCCCUUUCCCCCCUCCCUUCCUCCCUCCCUUUCUCCCUCCCUUCCCCCCCUCCUUUUCCCCCCUCCCUUUCCCCCCGCUCUCCCCCCCCUCUCCUUCCCCUUCUCCUUCCCUCCUGUGCGUGUGCAGUCGGACGGAGUGACCAAGAUGAUUCCAGGGGAUGAGAAGCGCCACUGGAGGCUCGCAGGUCAGUGGCAGGGGCAGGGGCAGGAGUCUUACGGCGUCAGCACACCACCUUCCUCCUCUCUCUGCCCGUUCUCCAGGCCUGGAGCACCUGAGGGAGCUGCAGGUGCUGUCGUCUCUUGUGUGUGUGCUGUCACGGCGUUGCAAGCACCCUCAGUUCUGUUCAUUCCCUCCUUCCUCGCCCACCCCCCUGCCUCCUCGUCAGGCCUGGAGUACCUAAGGGAGUUGCAGGUGCUGUCAUCUCUUGUGUGUGUGCUGUCACGGCGCUGCAAAGACCCUCGCAUGCACCGCCUCAAGCAGCGCUUAGCGGAGUUGGAGGCUCAAGGGGAGGCGCACCUGCGAGAAAGAGAGGCACAGGAGGGCGGGGAGAGGGAGAGCGGGGGAUCGGAGGGGGAUGCGAGGGAAGGGGAUGCAAGGGAGGGGGGGAUUGGGCGGUUGCAGGGACAGCAGGGGGAUGGGGGGGCGCAGGGGGGAGGGAUGGCGCAGGGGAGUGGGAGGGGGAAGGAGAUGAUGGUGGUGGGGAGGGGAUGGGAUGGGGGAGGUGGAUGGGAGGGGAAGGGGAACGUCAACGUCAACGUCAAUGGCAGUGGCGGCGGCGGCGGUGGUGGUGGGGGUGGUGAUGCGAGUGAGGAGGACUGGUUUCUGUAUUCGCCCAAGGAAGAGGCAUUUCUGCGCAACCUGAGGCCCAUGAGGCUUCUAGAGGAGAGGGCACCACCAUACCAACCACCAUACCAGCCACCGUACCAGCCACCGUACCAGCCACCGUUUCUGGAGAAGAAGGUAACAGCUACCAAUCGCCUGCAUGUGGAGAUGACGCUCCUUGAUAACCUCAUGCCCAGCCCCCUUUCCCCCAUCUUCAAGCCCCUUCCCCCCAUCUUCAACCCCCUUCCCCCCUUCUUCAAUCCCCCUUCCCCCCCUCUCUCCCUCCCCAGCUCGUCCCACUCGCUGCGCAUGGCGCGCUUCACCAAGGACGCACCCUCCUGGGCCACCACCGCCAUUGCCGCCAGCCCUUUUGUGCGCGAGAAGAUUCAGUCACAGCUGAAGCUCAUUCGGCGACUGCAAAAGGAAUCCCUGUGGGUAGAGGACUUUGAUAAGUGCAUGAUGCUGCUGGCAGCAGCAGUGGCGAUUCUCUCCUACAAGGUGCGCUCCACGUUCAAGUGGCAGAGGGGAGGUGGCAGCAGCGGCAGCAGCGGCACAGGGGGGGCCGCAGCAGAGGACGAGCGGGAGGGUGUGGCGGGGACAGUGGGCGAGGCGGGACUGUCGAUCCGCUAUGCCCACACGCUGCAGAUUCUGGACCGGAUUCUCAACAAGCCCACGCUGCUGCUGAGAGCACAGAGGGACAACCUAUACCGCCACCUGCCUUCCACAGUAAAGCACAAGAUGCACGAACAAGCACCCUUCGGAAUCCCUUCUGCUUUCCUAUUCUCUUCUGACCCUCCCCCUCUCCUCCCCCCCGCUCCCCACCUUUUCCAUACACCCAGGGACGACCUAUACCGCCACCUGCCCUCCACAGUGAAGCACAAGGUGCGGCGGCGGCUGAGCAAUCGCAGCCGUCCGUUCGACGUGGAGGUAGCGGCUGAGAUGCGGCGCAGCACAGAACAGAUGCUGGCGUGGGUGCUGCCGAUGGCGCAGCGCACGCUAGCAUGGCAGGCAGAGCACUCGUACGGGUGCCACCUGAGCAAACGCCAACGCUCCCUGCACAUUCAGGUGGGUGUUAUUGUGGUGCAUUGCGGAGCAGAGGUGCAGAUUGGAAGAGGGCGCAGGUAA
Messenger RNA from Closterium sp. Naga37s-1, 2673 nucleotides. The record is from the annotation of a GenBank genome assembly. Lineage: Eukaryota; Viridiplantae; Streptophyta; Zygnematophyceae; Desmidiales; Closteriaceae.